Messenger RNA from Pieris rapae (cabbage white), 960 nucleotides. RefSeq lists its product as uncharacterized. Bases 247 to 924 code for a protein of 225 amino acids. The transcript has a single exon. Lineage: Eukaryota; Metazoa; Arthropoda; Insecta; Lepidoptera; Pieridae. The record is from RefSeq and is a predicted model, not a curated record.
UACUAUUUCAAAAGUCAAAACAACAAAUUUGAAGCCUUGAAAGCUGAAUUCCAUAUUUAUCAAAAUAUUAUUUUCCUUUUUAGUUAUUGGUAUAAAGGUUGUUUAUGUACGUUUUCCUAUUUAAACAAUAUAUAACCAUAUUAGAAUUCUAUAUCUAUUACAUCUAUAUAUCGAACCCAUACGAUUACAAUUUACAAUCAAAGUGAUCACAUUUCAAAUCAACAAAUUUUUAAAAACUACGAAACAAUGACUGAAUCAACAGCAACGCCAAUUGAAGGAUGGUCAAAGGAGGAUAAAUUUAAUUUAUUGCGCGCUAUAAGAGAAUUUGGUUCUCAUGAUAUUGAAAAGAUACAAGGGUUUAUGUUUAGUAAAAGUUGUGAAGAAAUUUCUGGAGCUAUAGAAUAUUACAGAUCUAAAGCUUUACAAAAUCCUAACGCAAAAAAGAAAAGGGAGAAGCGGAAGUUAAAUACCACUACUACACCCUUAGGGCGUUGGGCUGCAGCACUAAUAGAUAAUAAGAGUUAUGAUGAAUUAAGAACGGAUAUAUCAACUGCUCUCAGGUUGGUGGCUGAGUUUGAAGAAAGAUCUCCAAAAACUUGCACAGAGCAAUAUAAUUUUGGAGCAGUAUACCAAACAUUAGCAAAUGCUUUAGAUGGGAGAGUAUUGUCUGAUGAUCAAAAAGUAAAUGCUUUGAUAGAGAAAUGUUUAAUUGAUGCAGCCAUUUUGAGCAAAGCAUUUAAAUGUAAAAGUUUUGUCAAGGAUGUGAUUAACGACAUACAUUUAACUACUGAUUGGAUGGAUGAUAUAGUGCUUCUAAAGGCAAGUGAUGACAGUGACCUUGCAAACAUAGGACAUAUAAUUUGUCACAAAGCAUAUAAUCCUUUGAAUAUAUCUAUAAAUGAUCUUCAGUGUGGUAAAAAAUAAUUUACACAAUUUCAUACAAUUUAAACUUAGUAAAUA